Anoplophora glabripennis (Asian longhorned beetle) is the source of this 1200-nucleotide messenger RNA. Its product is annotated as protein Tube-like. The record is from RefSeq and is a predicted model, not a curated record. The transcript is spliced from 4 exons. Gene Ontology annotation, molecular function: protein kinase activity; ATP binding. Gene Ontology annotation, biological process: protein phosphorylation. Gene Ontology annotation, cellular component: plasma membrane. NCBI's taxonomy places the organism in Eukaryota, Metazoa, Arthropoda, Insecta, Coleoptera, Cerambycidae. The coding region runs from base 1 to 1200 and encodes 399 amino acids.
AUGACUGUAAACAGAAGACAAAUGGAUCCUUCGCUGGAAAUUAGAAAACUCUCCCCAAGAUACAUAAGGGAGUUGGCUCAGAUACUGGAAACUCAUGAAUUGUGGAAGAGACUAAUGUCAAUCAUACCAAAGACACUGGAAAAGUUUAAUUUCGUGUGUAAUGUUACCUUAGAUAAUCCCCACAAAUAUAAUUCAGAACAUUUUAAGUUAAUAGAGAAUGCAUCGGAAAGGUACAGGAGAGCUUGUACUGAAAUAUUGCUGGACGAAUGGGGUACAUCAGGCAGAUUGAGACCGGUUCUAGGUCAUUUGCUGUACCUCUUAACACAAGCAAAAUUGUUUCGAGCUGCGGAUUACAUUGCUGUGGAUCUCCUAAAACAGGAGAAACAUCAAAGACCAAGCACUGGCCCAGAAGCUUUGAUACCAAUAGUAUUAUCUGAGCCUGCAAAACAGAAGGAUAAACAUCUGGAAGAGGUUGAAAGAUCAUUGGAUCAAAUCGGUUACCUUGAUUCUGCGUUGAUGUUAAUUAGAACUAAUUCCGAGGAGGCGGCUAGACAUCAAAAUGUGCCUUCAGUGAUAUCACAAAUAGUUAUAAGUCCCGAUAUCGAUGAAGACAAUCAUGGACCACAGUUCUCUGUGCCACUCGUCGUGCAAAGGGAAAGAAUCGAUUCAGACAUAAAUAAUGACUCUGAUAUGAUGAAAUUCUCGACAGGAUCUCAGUCAACAACCAGCCAAAAUUUGAACGAAACAAAAUAUAGGCCUGAAAUAUCACAAUUACUUAACGAAUCACCGAUUUCAGUGAAUAUUUCAACACACUUGUUACCGAGUAUCUUAAACAGUUCACAGAAUUCGUCCGACAAUUCAACAAAAUCACGACCGUGCACAUCGCCUUUACCCAAUAUUUCUCUCAACACUCUUCUGCCACAUUUCACUUACGGCUCUGGCGCUUUCGGCUCCGUUUUCCUAGCCCUUGGAUUGCUCGACAGACCUGUGGCUGUAAAGAAAUUGGUAGUUAACAUCGACGAUACUGUCACUAAGCAGUUCCGGAAUGAAGUCGAGGUUCUCAACAAAUAUAAGCAUGAGAAUUUGUUGUCGUUGCUUGGCUAUUUUUGCGAUGGAUGUAAAGACAAACUCCAGUGGAAUGAAAGAUUAAGCAUAGCUAUGGGCACCGCCAGAGCUGUCUCGUAUCUACACACUCCAUAG